Messenger RNA from Andrographis paniculata, 1674 nucleotides. RefSeq names its product lysine histidine transporter 1-like. NCBI's taxonomy places the organism in Eukaryota, Viridiplantae, Streptophyta, Magnoliopsida, Lamiales, Acanthaceae. The coding region runs from base 103 to 1467 and encodes 454 amino acids. The record is from RefSeq and is a predicted model, not a curated record. The transcript is spliced from 8 exons. Gene Ontology annotation, cellular component: plasma membrane.
UAUAUGCAUAGACAUAGUGUUGGUGGUUGACUUAAUUUUUCUGUUUCUGAAACGCAGUUGCGGUAGUAGUAAUAGUAGUAGUCGUCGUCUUCAGGUGCAUCCAUGGCCGAAGAAGGUGGUUCGCCUUAUCAUCACGAUCAUUACAACAACCAUUUCAAGACGGUGGAUGAGAGAUCGGAAGAGCAGCGAGCCAUAGACGAGUGGCUUCCCAUCACCUCCUCCAGGACUGCCAAAUGGUGGUACUCUGCUUUCCACAAUGUCACCGCUAUUGUCGGCGCCGGAGUCCUCGGCCUCCCUUACGCCAUGGCCGAGCUCGGAUGGGGUCCUGGAAUUGCAAUCCUAGUCGUCUCCUGGAUCGUCACUCUCUACUCCCUUUGGCAAAUGGUGGAGAUGCACGAGAUCGUCCCCGGCGGAAAACGUUUCGACAGGUACCACGAGCUCGGCCAGUACGCUUUCGGCGAAAAGCUCGGCUUGUGGAUCGUCGUGCCUCAGCAGCUGAUCGUCGAAGUUGGAGUCGACAUCGUUUACAUGAUCACCGGCGGCCAAUCUCUCCGGAAAUUCCACCAGUCGGUUUGCCCCAAUUGCGUUGACAUAAGGCUCACCUAUUUCAUCAUGAUCUUCGCCUCUGUUCACUUGGUCCUCUCCCAACUCCCCAGCUUCAAUUCCAUAUCCGGCGUCUCUUUAGCCGCCGCAGUUAUGUCCCUCAGCUACUCGACAAUUGCGUGGAGCGCGUCAAUUCACAAGGGGAUGCAGCCUAACGUUGAAUACGGGUACAAAUCGAGCACCACUGCCGGCACUGUAUUUAACUUCUUCAGUGCAUUGGGGAGCGUCGUUUUCGCUUACGGAGGGCACAAUGUGGUGAUGGAGAUUCAAGCGACUAUGCCUUCGACAUCGGAGAAGCCAUCAAAGGGGCCUAUGCUGAGAGGAGUUAUUGUUGCUUACAUAAUAGUGGCGGUGUGCUACCUCCCGGUAGCUCUGGUUGGGUACGCCAUGUUCGGGAAUGACGUAGAGGAGAACAUUCUCAUCACUCUGCACAACCCCAAAUGGCUGAUCGCCAUGGCCAACAUGUUUGUUGUUGUUCAUCUCAUUGGAAGCUAUCAGAUAUAUGCAAUGCCGGUUUUCGACAUGAUGGAAACUGUGCUUGUGAAGAAACUCAAGUUCAGACCAACUUGGUAUCUGCGGUUUAUUACGAGGAAUGUUUAUGUCGCAUUCACAAUGUUCAUUGCCAUCACAUUCCCUUUCUUUGGAGGGCUGCUUGGAUUCUUUGGAGGGUUCGCCUUUGCUCCCACGACAUACUUUCUUCCCUGUAUCAUAUGGCUUUGCAUUAGGAAACCACGAGCAUUCAGCCUAUCUUGGUUGGCUAAUUGGGUAUGUAUCGUAUUCGGAGUACUUUUGACGAUUGUGGGACCACUGGGAGGAUUGAGGCAGAUCAUACUCCAAGCCAAAGACUACAAAUUUUACUUAUAAUGAUAAUAAGCAGCAGCAAAGUUUUUGUUUGUUUGUUUAUUUGUUUGUUGUAUCAUCAUCACUUGGCUAGCUUGUGUUGACUUGAUAUGUAAAUCUCGAUGAAGUUGAUCAUCAGAAUUGUAUUAUGAAGAUAUUGUAUAGAGAGGGAAGGGAGAGUAUAGUACAUAGUGAUCGAGUUGGUGAGAGCUAAAGCUUUUAAUUUUUUUA